AUGAUUAUUAAAGAUUUUGUUGUGGAUAAAGAUACUGAUAUUCUUGCUUUGACGGAAACUUGGCUCCCUCCAAGUGGGAACGAUUUAAUUAUUGGGGAUCUAUGCCCAACAGGUUAUAGUUUUCUGCAUACACCGAGACAUGGAUCAAUCGGUGGGGGCGUUGGUCUCUUAUUCAAGGAAAGUCUUAAUAUUAAGCGUAAUGUACAGGAGGUAUUUAGGUCAUUUGAAUACCUUGACAGUUCUUUUUUGAACUUUCUACAUAUUAGAAUUAUUGUUGUAUAUCGGCCGCCUCCUUCAUCGGCUAACUCACUGACAUCUACUCUAUUCUUUGAAGAGUUCUCAUCCUUUUUGGAAGGAAUUAUUGUAUCACCCGGGCAACUCUUGAUUGCUGGAGAUUUCAAUUUUCAUCUGGACAAUCCUAAUGACCCUCUUACCAAACGGUUCGUGGAUCUUCUCGCUUCCUUUGAUUUGAAGCAGUACAUUUCUGGAUCAACACAUGCAAGUGGUCACACACUGGAUUUAAUUAUAACGCGAUCUGAAGAAAACAUUGUUAACCAUUACAACAUCCUCGAUCCUCUGAUUUCUGAUCAUUCAGUUGUGCAUUUACAACUAUUGAUUAGGAAACCGAAGUUUGUGAAGAAACAUUUGCUUCUUCGUAAUUUGCGGGCGGUUAAUAUUCAUAAAUUCAAAACGGAUGUACUAAAUUAUUUUCUUCUUAAGAAUUUUACGACUAUGGAUUUGGUAUCAUUGGUGAAUGAGUAUGAUUGUCUUCAUACUAUCUUAGAUAACCAUGCACCAAUUAAAUCCCGGGAAAUUACAUUGCGCCCUAAGGCACCCUGGUAUACUAACGAAAUCAAUGAUAAGAAACGAAUUCGGAGACAACUUGAGAGAAAAUGGCAUAAAACAAGGACGAAUGCUGAUUGGAAUCGCUAUAAACAACAAUGUUAUGCUGUAAAUAAACUUAUCGACUCCUCAAAAUCGGCUUACUAUACCGACUUAAUUAAUAAUGGAUCAUCUGAUCAAAAAACCCUUUUCAAGACUGUAAGCAAUUUGCUGCAUACAAAUACGAUUAUUCGCUAUCCAUCUUCUGCUGACCCAAUGUCACUUGCCAACUCAUUUAGUGAUUUCUUCACUCAGAAAAUUGUUAAAAUACGAGGUGAUAUCGAAGAUGAACUCUUGAGUAAAAACAUAGAAAAUCCUAUACCUGAUGCUGAUUCAUGUCCUUAUGAAUUUCACACCUUCAGGGAGGUUGGAAAAGACGAAGUGCUCCAUUUAAUCCAACGUAUCGCAACUAAAUCCUGUUCUCUGGAUCCACUCCCGGUGGUCAUGCUAAAUCACUGUUUUAAUGACAUCUUACCCGUUGUAGCUAGAAUAAUCAACCUCUCCUUGGAAAGUGGUACAAUGCCUGACUCUUUGAAGAUUGCUGUUGUUCAACCGUUAUUAAAAAAGUACAAUCUUUCCUAUGAAGAAUUCUGCAGUUUUCGUCCAAUAUCAAAUCUGAAAUUUGUCUCGAAAUCUAUUGAGAAAGCAGUUGCUGUUCAAUUAACUGAUUAUCUUACUGAAAAUCAUCUACAUGAGAAAUUCCAGUCUGCUUAUAAACCUUGUCAUAGUACUGAAACAGCGCUAUUGAGGGUUCAAAAUGAUAUCCUUCAAGCUCUAGAUAACGGUGAUUCUGUUAUUCUUGUCCUACUAGAUCUGUCGGCGGCUUUUGACACCGUGGAUCAUUUAAUGUUAUUAACAAGACUAUCGAAACGCUUUGGCAUAAGGGGUCGUGUGUUGGAUUGGCUUACCUCAUACCUUACAUCCAGGAAACUGUUUAUUUGUGUUGAGGGAACUGAUUCGUUAUUGAGUGAUCUUGAUUGUGGUGUACCUCAGGAAUCUGUGUUGGGUCCUCUGUUGUAUUCACUCUAUACUGCCCCUCUCGCGGAUGUGGCUAGGCGCCACAAUCUGCGCUUUCACUUUUUUUCUGAUGAUGGGCAACUUUACAUUGCAUUCAAAACGAAUGAUCGUGAUGAUUUAAUAUCAUCUAAGAUCCGUAUGGAGGAAUGUAUACUUGAAUUGGGAAACUGGUUGAUGUUGAAUAAAUUGAAACUAAAUAGUGGCAAAACGGAGCUUAUAUUAGUCCAUUCACGCUAUCAUCUGAUGCCUCCCUUAAAUUAUAUCAUGGUGGGAAAGGAAAAAAUUGUGCCAACUGUUUCAGCAAGAAAUCUGGGGGUGAUUUUUGAUGAGUGGAUCAGAUUGGGCGAACAUAUUAAUGUUAUCUGCAAGUCAGCUUACUACCAUAUUAGGAAUAUUUCAAGAAUUAAGAAGUAUCUACCUCGAAAUUGCUUAGAAAUAAUUAUUCAUGCAUUUAUAACUUCAAGAUUGGAUUAUUGUAACUCCCUGUUGUAUGGUGUACCCAAAUAUUUGCUUCAGAAGCUUCAGAGAGUCCAAAAUACUGCAGCUCGUUUAUUAACUGAUACUAAGAAAUCGGCGCAUAUCACCCCAGUUCUUAUUGAAUUGCAUUGGUUACCUGUCCAAUACCGUAUUCAAUUCAAGAUUAUACUUCUUGUCUACAAAGCUGUUAAUGAUCUUGCUCCAUCGUAUCUGAAGGAACUUAUGCUGUGUCGUACUUCGCAGCGUACUCUUCGAUCAAAUGGAAAUGAAUUGCUCCAGAUUCCUUAUUCUAGACUAAAGACAUACGGAGACAGAUCGUUCUGUGUUGCUGGACCAAGAUUGUGGAAUGAUUUACCUGUUCAUCUUCGGAUGUAUGAAUCAUUAACCAUUUUUAAGAAGUUUCUUAAAACAUAUCUUUUUAACUUGUUUUUAAAUAGUGUAUGAUGUAUUCUAUAGUUUUAACAUUCUUAACACUAGUUUCAAGAUUGGAUUUUGUAUUACUGUAAAGCGCCCAGAACAGUCUUGGUUUGUGCGCUAUAUAAAUGUUUAUUAUUAUUAUUAUUAUUAUUAUUCACUUUGUAAAGGACGGCAAGUUAUUCCAAAUGUGGACAAUUCUAUAAGAAAAUUAGCUUUGUCCUAGUUGUCUUGGUCUUACACAAUGGAGUAUGUAAUUUUUCGAAAUUCCUUGUUUUUCAGUCACUUGCUACCCCUAGUACUAAAUUUGCGGCUUAGAUAUUCUGGGACCAUACCCAUAAUACAUUUAAAAGCCAGUGCAGCGUCUCUAAAAUACUAAUAAGUUUUGAUCGGUGUCCACUUCAAGCUCUUUAAAGCUGGCUUUAUAUGAUCAUAUUUUCCAGCAUUCGUGACAACACAUGCAGGCGGCCAAAGUGUUUGACCAAACGUAAGAACAAUAAUAUAAUUUACUAGAUACCAGCGAGUUAAUCAUCAUUAGUAUUUUUGCACAAGUGAACAUAACAAAUUCUACAAGUCGAUUGGUCAAAUUCGACGUAUUAAGCUGUUAUAUUCACCUACAGGUGAAUAUAACAAAACCGAAAUUUGCAAAAUGGUGGCUAGCCGUUUUGUGGAAGUUUCUGAUAAAGAAAUAAGCGAAAUUAAAAUAAAUCCAGUCCCAAAAGCACAAAAGCAACAAUUAUUCGCCUCUUGCAGGCUCGGUGAUUGUCGGGGAAUAUUCACCCCGACUUCGUCUCGGUGAAUAUUUCCCCGCCCGAUAAUCACCUCGUCUUCGCGAAUAAUUGUAAAUUAUUAGUCUAAAAACAUGCUGUUUUUAACAAAGUCACUCCGAGGUCCUUCACAGACUGUACUGGUACUAAAAUUCUCCCAAUAGUGAGAGGUGAAAUUCCGGCAACUUCUUUGCCCUCUGUCUGCUACCUUAGACAGUCAAUUUAGUUUUACUUGGGUUCAACAACAAAAAAAUGUCAAAAUACCAGUUGCAAUUACCAAGAAUAUCUUGGUUCAUGGCGUUAUUCAUGGCAGAGACCGCGUUAGGUGGUUGCAUAGUACUGCAUUUGGCAGGUUGUUGCAUAUGACAUUGAUAUUUACACAAUUGCACUUUGAGUUAUUGUGCCUUAGUCACAUGACCAGUAUUUUUUGCUUGUUGCGGCAUUGUAUUCUUAUAGUCACGCGACAUCAUAAAUUAUUUUAAAAGGUUAACAAAACAAAUAUUGUACUCGUCCUUUACGGCACAAUCUACUUACGGCACAAUCUACUUGUUAAAAUAUCUACUACACAAAUGAAUGGAUGCUGAAAAAGCAUUCAAACUCAUUCGGUGAUGGCUCCAUCCCCCUUUUCAAUGUUGUUUCACACUUCCGUUAUUUUACAGUAAUUUAUUCCACUUGAUCAGGAUUACUUGUGAUAAAGCCAACAUUGUAAAAGGAGGAGGGGGAAUUUUUGUCACAUUUUAACAAAAGUGUCCCAAAAUUUUCUGCAAAGAUUCUAGCAGUUUUGUGCGAAGAAUUAGGGGUCGAACUCAGCGCCAAAACAAAAAAUUCUGAAAAACGCCAAGAAACCUUCGUACGGUUCUGGUAAGUUUGUAAUUUAUGCAUAAUUGUUUGAUCCGCAAACUUUUCGGUCAAAACUAUUUAGCUGUAAAAAGUACAAAAAGGUAAAAAAAUAGAAUAGUUUCUGUUACUCAUUUUUCCACAUGCAGAAAUACGCAACGUUCAGUAACCAUGAACACCAUCGGGAUGCCCCCGUGAAGAGGACAUGUCCUAGGCAUGAUGAAAAGUAACAAAAUCCUUGCUACGCUAUUUUCACUUCCCUUGCCAAUGUCUUUCGCAGUUCCACGUUGUGUAUGCGAAUUAAAGGUAAAGAAUUACCUCGGAUUUAGCCAAUGCAAAGCCUCAAAAGAACUGGGUUUCUCAAAGCCUGAAUUGUGAAUCGUUGCACUCCUUUGGCGAAUAAUAUUGAGUCAAGAUUGUGCAUAUUUUUUUGUCUUUACAGGAAAUUUAAUAAAAUCCAGUUUGGCAUGGCAGCUGCUCCAGAGCAAGCAGAAAUACCAAACGACGGUUUGAAUGUUGAGCUGUGUGGGCAGAAUGGAUUGAUAUUAAGAUUCAACUGCACUGGACGUGUGGUAGCCAUAGCAGGCGGCGUAGCUGUAGGCUUCGCACUGGGCGUUCUUUGCGGCAAUGAAAGAGGCAGAAAUAUGGUUUUUGGCGUGUGUAGAACUGUCUUUGGUUGGUACAUUCAAUUUAGGCAGGGAUCCCUAGUUGUUGAUGUUGCUUGUUUCACAGUCACGCGGGUGAAGGAAUUACUAGAUAGUUACAAAUGUGGAAAUCUUAAAAGAAGAUUCUUGGAAGAGCUACGAAAUAUUGGCGGAGAGGUAGAAGAUUUAAAAAUAAAAUUUGAAGUUAAGGACACUUUGGAAAUAAACAGAGAUCGCAAGCAGAGGUACUGUACAGUAUGUUUCAUGCUAUGUUAAAGUUUUGUAAAUAGUUAAUAGCGAUACAUCGAAGUGGGGGUAAGGAUAUUCACCCAGACGCCAUAUCCUUGCACCGACAGUGACGUGAAUAAUUGUUUUGCAUAGACUUCAAAUGAAACAAAAAUAACAAACUUUUUUCAAUUGCCGCUUCUAUGGCAACAAUGAAGUUUUAAGAUGGCGGAUAUUUUGGCUUUAAUCCAAAAACGACAUCGCGGUGACCACUGAAUUUUAUUUCACGAAAUGAUUUCCCUUAGUGUACUCAAUUAUUUUGACAAUUUAAACAAAAAAUUAAGUAAAAAAUAUUUUGAAUAUUCACAUUUACGUAAAUUGGAAAUGUUUGGGUCAACCGAUAUUUUUUAUGAUUGUCAAAUUGAGCAUACUAAAAGAAAUCAUGCAUUUUUAUUGGGGGUUAUUGAUUUCGUCUAGAGUUGAAUUAUUUUAAAGCCAAAAUAUCCGUCAUAUUGAGACGUCAUUGUUGUCAUUUUUAGUAGAAAAUUAUCAAAACAUAUCUAUUUUGCAAUGGCGGUGUAGAACAUAUUUACACAUAUCACAACAUAUUUGUUAACAAACAUCUAUUGUGAAUAAAAUAAAUCUAAAUUCAAUGUAGUCAUUUAAAUAAACCUGACAAACACAAACCAUGCCGCGCAAAGGUAUAAUUACUUCAAUCAAUGGUAAAAUUCGUAUAUAUAGAGAAUAAUACAUGGGUGCGCGGAAAUUCCAGAUUUAUUUCGAGUGUUGAACAUGUGCCAAGCACCCAUGUAUUUUUCUACUUAUUAUAUAAAGGACAGUCUUUAAAAAGCGAUAAUUUUUACAGAAAAGCGAUUAUCAUGAAGAAUCUCACAUGUGAGAUUAUCACUUUUAUCAGUGCUCGAAAUCUCUAUAAAGCACUAUAAUUUUAACUUUAUAUAAUAAAAUGUAAUAAACCACAAUAGUAAACCAUACAAAAACAAACACUUAGGCCUAAAUUUAUCUCAGCAUCCGUUCUGUGCCGGUUUUCCUCGGCGAUCAUAUAAUAUUACAAACUGAUAACAUGACUUGUCGGGAAAUACGGAUCGAAAUGGUGAAUUUUCCAUUUUUAAAAACUGUAUCGUGCCACCUUAAUUUAAACAGCACAACAAAUAUGCAAAGCAAUAACGGAAUCAGCAAACCAUUUUUGUCAGUCCUGCAUCGGUACCCUAUGCACAUUCCAUCUCCUUUAUAUGACAUGUAGUUGUACUCAAUUUUCAAUAUGGUGGUUGCAGGGUCCAAAUUGUUUUGUUUUAGGAUCAGUAUGGAGAAUAGAGAUGAACCAACAACGGGCAUGUCUGAAUUCGAGGUAAUUCUUUAAAAGUAGAACUUGGUUAUGCAUGCCAGGGGAAGGAAAGCACUAGAUCAAGUCGUGUUCGCAGACGUUUGCCCAUAAGUAAAACUGAAGGUGCCCACCCGUUGUAGAAUGUGGUGCAUUACGAUACACUAGUAAGCUCUUAGCAAUAACCACGUUCACAUCCUGUUUAGUAAUUCGAGCUUGCUCAAUCGCCUAUUUCCAAAUUUGAACAACUCGUUCAGCUUGACCGUUCGUUGAAGGUUUGUAGGCUGCAGAAGUUCGAUGCAUAAUUCCGUUGUUACGGCAGAACUGUUGAAACUCGCCAGCAAUCAAUUGCGGUCCGUUAUCGGAAACUAAUAUUUCCGGAAGACCAUGGCGGCUAAAGAUAUCUCGCAGUGCAUUUAUAGUAGGCAUAGCUAAAUAAUAACAUUUAGUAAUAACAUUUAAUAUCCAUCUUUGGUUAGAAAAGUACAAUGGAUUUACAAGAAGUGCUAAGGUUAAAAUUGAUAAGAAGAAAUUUUACUAUUAUUUACAUCAAUGUUGCUAAAAAUGUUUAUACUAGUUAUAUAUUCUAUAAAAUUAAUUUAGGACUGUUUUAAAAGGGAUAUAGCUCUAGGUAUAAAGGAUUGCCGGUGUCUUUUAGUAUACGAUACAAUAUAUGGUAGAUUAUUUGUUGUUCUUAGAUCGUGUUCAUGGAUAAAAGGUUGGGGGAUAAGUUUAUUACAUGGGUUGGUCGGAUCACUUAGAAUUCUUUGGUAUUCCUUAACAGUUAGGUGUGCCCUUCUUUGUUCUAGCGUUUCAAAGUUGCACCGAGAUGUGCCGAGGAUUUUGAUGCAUCUGUUUUGAAUGCUCUCUAUUUCAUCAAUGAGAUAUUGUGGUAAACCACCCCAUAUCGGAGCUGCAUAUUCUAAAACAGGUCUAAUAUUGGAUUCAUAACAUGUAAUACCGACCUCAGGAGGAAGAUUCGCUCUACGGCAUUCUCUCAGACUAAACAUUCGUUUAUUUGCUUUCCUUACAAUGUUCUUAACAUGACAGUUCCAUUUCAAAUUGUUUUGAUGCCAGACAUCCAACAGUUUAUGAGAAUUUACUCUUUCCACUGCCUCGUUUCCAGUGACCAAUGGUUCUGGUGCCGGUAUUGCUGUGUUAAAACAUAUCCACAUAUCUUUUGUUUUCUUCGAAUUUAUCGUCAUUUUGUUCCUAUUAGACCAUUCUUGCACUGCUUCAAGGGCCUCCUGCAUAUGGCUGGAUGAACCUUGUGACACCACUUCGUCCUGUGUACAAUCAUCCGCUUAUUUGCAUAUAUUUAUGGAUAAUCCAUCUGGGAUUGAGUUCUCAAUAUCGUUAAUGUGAAUAUUAAAAAGAGCUGGGGACAUCACAGAACUUUGUGUGACUCCUGCAGGACAAGGUUUGACCGAUGAUAGGGUUCCUGCUAGUUUGAUCUGUUGUUUUCUAUCUUCCAGAAAACUACGUGUCCAUAGCCAAAAGGCUUUGGUUACAUUCAUUUCUGCGAGCUUACGAAGUAGAAUUCCGUGGUCAACAAGGUCAAACGCUUUGCGAAAAUCUAUGAAUAGUGCAUGAACUCCAUUUUUGGCGCUAUGCGUAUUGUCAGUCGCAUUAAACCAGUUCUGCGAGAUGUUGGUGAGUGCGGACACGGUGAUCGUUUGCUUGUAAAGGCAUGCAGCUGAUUAUCAUUUAUACGUGAACUGGGAAGGUUCAGUUUGAGCUGCAGCUUUUCCAGCACUUUAGCCAUUUGGGGAAGGAUGGAUAUCUGGCGAAAGUCAUUCUCGAUAUCUCUUGGUGGAUUGACCUUCGGAACUGGGAUAACUAAGGCAUGUUUAUACGCAGUUGGAUAUUCACAUUCUUUUAUACUGGCGCAAAUAAUGUCAUGAACGAUGGGCGCUAGUUCUUCACAGUAUCGUUUAAGCACCCAUGCGGGAAUCCCAUCGGACCCGGUGGCUUUUUUAGAGUUUAGUCUUAACCUGUCCAAUUGAGGGAGUAGGAGGAUUUUCUUGCCUCAGUGAUGACGCCACGUCUUCAAGACUAGGGAUUAUGGUUUCAGGAAGUUUAGACCAUGGUUUAGUAAAUAUAUUCUGCAGUAUUUCCACUGUAUCGGGAGUGCCGUCUGAGAUUAAGUUGUUGUUUAGAUUGUCACCUUCAAAGCCAGCUAACUGGGAUAUCGUUCUAUGCCACUUUGCUGCAUCGUGUUUGCGUUUGCUUUUAACCUUAGAUGAAUAAAAUUCUGCUUUAGCUUUCUUGAUAAGUGUAAUGAUCUUAUCAGCCAAUUGUUUAUAUUUGGUCAUUUUUCCAUUAGUAUAGGCUUUUUGCCUCGAGCGCUUUAAUCUCUUUUUUGAUAUAAGCCGUCAUCCAUGGCUUGUCAGACGCAUGG
Molecule: messenger RNA, 9003 nt
Organism: Paramuricea clavata
Lineage: Eukaryota; Metazoa; Cnidaria; Anthozoa; Malacalcyonacea; Plexauridae
Source: the annotation of a GenBank genome assembly